AGGAAUGAAGAUUUGAUGAUGUGGAAAUGCCUUCCAUUCUGUUUGUUUCUUCCAGGGAUUAUAGACAUCGUUCUUCAUAAUUAGUUUGACAGCGAACUACUCACUUCGUUCUUGCAUGUAUCUUCAGCGACUCAACAUCAUAGUACCUUUAACAUGGGCAAUAAGGCGAAGAAGCGACAAGCGAGGGAUCGCAGCGUCGUUGUAACUGCAGUCUCCGACGAUCCUUAUGGGCUCCCGACAGCGAAAAAAAUCAGAAUAGAUGUUCAGAGCGACUUGCCCGCCGUCGGCAAGAAAACUAUCCAGGAAAAAAAUGAGGACGCAUUGGAAAACUCACGAACAGAAGUUGUACGAGAUCUAGAGCAGCGACAGCAAUCAGCAUCAGACCACGCCGACGCAGUAAACGAUAUAGACGCAACAAUCACGACGCUAACCUCCUUGCUCCUGCCAGAAAAUGUCGAGAAAUUUAGAAGCGACAAGGGCUUCAAACAGUUGCGCAAGGUGAUCUUCGACGCAGCUGCAGUUUUGGCUGGGAUCGUGCCCUCAACUACAAAGACUUCAAAUACUAAGAGUCCUUCGAACCCAACUGCCUCGAACAAGUUAGACUUAAGUAUUAAACUAACCACUGUACUAGCCAAGCAAGCGGAUCCAUUACACGGUGUUGACCUUAGCCGAGCCCCAGUGUCAAGGUUGACGCAAUUAGUGACGGACUUGCUGAGCAGUGCUCAUGACGCCUCCUCUCCAACGCCAUCCUCAUCCGCGUUAAACGUCGACGACAUCAACGAGGUAGAGAAGCUUCAGCAACUCGCAGAAAAGGUACUGCGUGAAGGCUUUAUUGCGCGAGAAGAACAGCCAAAGUUGGGAGCAUUACAGCGUUGGGUUCGCAUGGUGGAUGCGGCGGGGUGUAGUUUGGAGAAUGAUGAGUCCUCCUCCGACAAGAAAGUUGUCGGGGGCAGUGUGGUUCGAGGAGAAGGAGCAGUGCUAUUGCCUUCGGUCUGGCCAGUCAUGCAUGCGAUGCUUGCCUGCUAUUAUGCGAAGAGCAGAAGUGGAAAUGAGAGUGCACCAGAUGAGAGUAAAUGUAAAAUGCCCUCUAUGCCGAGACUCGAGGAAGUCAGAAAGCACCUUACGAGCGAAAGUUGUGAAGAGUCAGCUUGUCAAUCGCUCAGCACCCGUGACGAUUGUUUGCUUGAGAUUCCGGAAUGGCGUCCAGCAGGUUCUUCAACUUCUUCUUCAUCUUCUUCUGCAUGUUCUUCUUCUAGAACGGUCGAAAUCAAACAUCCUCCAGUGAGUUCUACUAGUUCUGAGGCACUUUUUCGCGUCUGUCAUGAGGAGCCUGGUUCUGCAAGAAGGCCUCCAAACAAGUACCCUCUGAAAAUCGUAACGGAAACGUCGAAAACUCUUGCGGAUGAGAUUUUUGAGAAAGAAAGCGAAGAACAGAAUCAGGAAUUUUCAGUAUCAGAUUCAGACAAGCACAGGACGGCGGCUACGUCUGGUAUGGGUAUCGAAAAGCAUCCAGUGCCUUUUAUUCCAGGCGCUUUCAUGUUGAAAAACGUCUUAUCGCAAAAGGAAUGCGCUCAACUACGUGCCUUUGCGGAACAAGCGGGGUUCGAACCUGAUGAGCCUUGUGAUGCUAGUGGCGAAAGCAAAGCGUCAAAGUCUAAGCUAGCACAUGCUUGUGUCUGGAUGGUGUCGCAAGAAAUCGAACGCACGUUAUGGAAUCGAGUAGAGAAGUUUUUUCCUAGUACUAGUAGUGCUGGAGAAGGUCCAGCUGCAAAGGUUUCGCCCAAGAACACUUCUGCAAAUGACGACGUGCAGGACGAGGCAAGCGAGGAAGACUCAACACAAAGUCCUUUUGGUCUGAACCGCCGACUCCGUUUCUAUCGGUACGUGCCUGGCAGGUACUAUCGACCCCACAUCGACGGCGCCUGGCCUAGUUCGGAAUUUCAUUCAGAGACUGGCAAGUACUAUGAAGUUGGAAGAGAAGAGAAGUACGGAAUUGAUAGUUCUACUACGAAUGCGAUGUCUUCCUGCUCUUCUUCCUCUAAACAAGCAGGGGAGACAGAAAAGAAACCAGUAUCUAGCACUUCCCGAUGGACAUUCCUGGUGUAUCUGAAUUCCGACUUUUCUGGGGGAUGCACAAGAUUCUUCGUGCCUUUGCAAGAAGGUCAAGAGGUGGACUCAGCACGAGCACAAAUGCUUUCAGUACCUGUUAAGCCUGCUGAAGGGAGCAUCUUAGUCUUCCCACAUGGAGAGUGUCUACCACCUCUUUUGCAUGAGGGUUCUCCGGUGAUAGAGGGCAUGAAGUACGUCAUAAGGACCGAAGUGCUUUGUAAGGUGUAGUAAGAUCAUCAUCAGCAUGCAGGGGACCAUUGAUGAUCAUAUCCCAACCCACUAAUUACCCUAACGACGCCCAUUCUCUAUCUUCCUUUCUCCGUUCUUUAUUUUUCCCACGAAAGCAACGACGAUAUUAGUACAACUGAGUCAUUAUUAUGCGGCUUCGGCUACUAGAACUCCAAAAGUCUUCUAGUCGCUGCGCAUCAUGUAC
Messenger RNA from Amoebophrya sp. A25, 2542 nucleotides. The record is from the annotation of a GenBank genome assembly. Lineage: Eukaryota; Dinophyceae; Syndiniales; Amoebophryaceae.